Bombus pyrosoma is the source of this 825-nucleotide messenger RNA. Its product is annotated as histone H3. Gene Ontology annotation, molecular function: structural constituent of chromatin; protein heterodimerization activity; DNA binding. The record is from RefSeq and is a predicted model, not a curated record. The coding region runs from base 61 to 471 and encodes 136 amino acids. Gene Ontology annotation, cellular component: nucleosome. NCBI's taxonomy places the organism in Eukaryota, Metazoa, Arthropoda, Insecta, Hymenoptera, Apidae. The transcript has a single exon.
GUCGGAGCUGGGAAACUUCAUUUCUGUACGGACUUAUGUGUAUUGUAGUAUUGGAGUAUAAUGGCUCGUACUAAGCAGACUGCUCGUAAAUCAACUGGUGGUAAAGCGCCCCGAAAGCAAUUGGCGACAAAGGCUGCGCGUAAAAGUGCACCUGCAACUGGAGGAGUGAAGAAACCUCAUCGUUAUCGUCCCGGAACUGUUGCUCUUCGUGAAAUUCGAAGAUACCAAAAGAGUACUGAGCUUUUGAUCCGUAAAUUGCCUUUCCAACGGCUUGUUCGUGAAAUUGCACAGGACUUCAAAACUGACCUACGUUUCCAAAGUUCAGCAGUUAUGGCGCUUCAAGAAGCAAGCGAGGCCUACCUAGUUGGACUCUUUGAAGACACGAAUCUUUGUGCUAUUCACGCUAAGAGGGUUACUAUUAUGCCAAAAGAUAUCCAGUUGGCGCGUAGAAUUCGUGGAGAACGAGCUUAAAUUUUUUUUCUGGCAGCAAAAAUGAAAACGGCCCUUUUCAGGGCCAACAAUCCUUUUCUCGAAAGAACAGUUCGGUAUUCGAUACAUUACGUUAUUCAUGUAUAUUUUAUUCAUAUAUUCUUUUGAUUGUAAUUAAUAACAGGUAGAACUACAGUUUACAUUAAAAAAAAAAAAAAAAAAAACAUUCUACAACAAAGUUUAACUUGAAUUCUAACUUCUUGUUAAUUUUUAUGUACAGGAUUAUUUCGUGUACAUAAUAGAUAUCGUUUUGAGUACAUAGCCUGUCAUUAAUAUACUUGUUUAUAUGUAUAUGAGUUUGACUGGUAUUAUUAAACAUACAAUUUAUAGUGUUUA